GCUCGAGGAGAGGUUUUCUUCACUGGUCACGAGAAGGAUUGCUCGCGGCCAGAAUCGGAGGCGUGAAAUCCGAUUUGAAUUAAUGGCUGGUGCCGCUGACCAAACUUGGUUCGAGCACCAGUAUCAGCAUGAUUACUUGGAGGUGAUUCUCCGAAUGAUCCUCGCUUUUUUCGCCCUCUGUUUUGAAAACGUGUGGCACAGUGUUUCUUCGCGCGCCAAGCAUUCUUAUCGCUAUGGUCAGCAGCUGGACGCAAGUCCUAUUCUCCGAAGAUCUCGGACGAAGAGUAUCCCUGAUAUGCAUCAAAGGCACCAUGUGCGUUUAUUGGAGCAGCUCGUACACAGGAUGGGAGCAGAGUUCAUGACACUAGGUUUUCUUGCAUUCUGCAUUUUUGUUUUCAACAACGCGGGCGGCUUCGAGUGGAUGGCAGACCAUAUCGUUUCGGGAGAGGACCGCUACCCAGAUAAGCCAGAAGCCUGGCUGCAUUUGGCAGAGGUGGUCCACAUGCAGCUCUUUUUGGGCAUGAUCCUCUAUUUUGUGCUGCUGCGCAUGAUCAUUGAGGGGAGCAUCCAGUACAUCGAGCAGCUGGAGUCCAUUUAGCUGCGCCACUUUGCGGGCGGGGGCCCCGGCCAGGCGAGGCUGCAGCCUGCGCAAGACAUGCUGAACGCGGACAAAGGCACGCAGGUCUUUGUGCGCUGGCGCAGCCAUUUCUUGUCGAAGGCCUCGCGCUGGGAGACGACGCGGCCUGAGCUGUACGAAGAUAUCCUGGAGCAUGUCCGGUUUGAUCCCCAUGACCGGCAGGACCACGAUUUUUUGCCCAUGCUGGAAGAACGUCUAGAUUUCAGCGCUUAUUUGUCACUGUGUGUGGAGCAGGGCAUCGUUGAUGCUGUGCACGGGACCACGGUCACGUGGAUCAUUUUGUUGGUUAUUUUCGGUAUCUUCGCAAUCCUCACGAAGUACGCGCACACGACGCUCAUGGCCAUCACGGCCUAUUGCAUCGCCAUGGCGUUCGUGGUCCUCGGACUGAUGAGGCACGUCAGCAGGCGCCGCCAGGCGAGGAUCCUGAGGCACAUCCCGAGCAGCAGCAGCUGCAGCACGGACGUCGGGGGCGGGCGGGUGGAGGACGAGACACGCCCCCGGGGGCCCCGCCGCGGCGCGCGGCUCCGUGGCGACGGCGGUCGAGCUGGCGGAGAGGCUGCAGGCCCUGCGGCUGCCCGCGGGCAGGCUGCUGCUGCUCCUCGGGGGCAGGAGGCACCGCGCGGGCAUCUGGGCCCUCCGGCUAAUGCAGAUCUUGCUGUUCCUCAUCUUGGAAGAGCAGAGGGAGGAGGAGGAGGAGGAGUCGAGGGUCCCCAAACGGUGUGGUGACUGGGGAUACACCCCUCGAAACCCGAAGGGGACGGCCUAUAUCCCCAUCUAGGGGGGUAAAUCGGCCAGUGGGGCCCGGGCCACGCCGCUGGGGAUGGGGAUCGGUUGAACGAUACUCAUAAAUGCC
Messenger RNA from Prorocentrum cordatum, 1490 nucleotides. The record is from the annotation of a GenBank genome assembly. NCBI's taxonomy places the organism in Eukaryota, Dinophyceae, Prorocentrales, Prorocentraceae.